This is a messenger RNA of Trachymyrmex cornetzi, 4575 nucleotides long. RefSeq lists its product as uncharacterized. The transcript is spliced from 3 exons. NCBI's taxonomy places the organism in Eukaryota, Metazoa, Arthropoda, Insecta, Hymenoptera, Formicidae. Gene Ontology annotation, biological process: DNA integration. Gene Ontology annotation, molecular function: nucleic acid binding. The record is from RefSeq and is a predicted model, not a curated record. The coding region runs from base 1 to 4575 and encodes 1524 amino acids.
AUGCGACUGAAUCAUAUAGAGCAUCAUAUUGAGCAACAACUUAAUCUUUCGUCAAUCAUAUCGAAUUCCUAUGAUAACCUUAUUAAGUAUGGCAUAGAAAACGUCACUUCUCAGAGAAUUAAUUUACGCCUCAGUAAUCUUAAAGAAAAUUGGGACAAAUUUCUUGUUCAUGAUGCCAUUACUUUAGCUAUUCGUGAAUUAGAUGAAAAUGACAAAAUUGUUAUUCGCAAUAAUCCGACGCUUUCUCCAGUAGAGAAAUUACAAUAUUUGAAAACGAGUCUGACCGGCACCGCGGGUCAUAUGUUAAGUAAUACUGCAUUAACUGCAGAUAAUUUUUCUAAAGCUUGGGAAUCUUUAAUAUUAUUUUAUGAAAAUAAGAGACUCUUAGUCAAUGCAGCAUUGAGUUCUUUAUUCAAUUUAAAACGCAUGACCAGAGAAUCAUCAGCGGAUUUGGAAAAAUUGUAUACUACUGUCACCCAAAUUUAUAGAACUCUGGAGACUUUGGGGAGACCAGUGAAUUCCUGGGAUGACUUUCUGAUUUUUAUAAUGAUUCAACGAAUGGACUCUGAAUCGGUUAAAGCAUGGGAACAACAUAUUGGUUCAUCGAGAGAGCUUCCCACUUGGAAGCAAUUUAUGGAGUUUCUCAUCACUCGAGUAGUGACCCUACAAAAUUAUGAAAAGGCUCGUGCAGGUAAGCCUCUACAACCAAACCAAAGUACUAUAAAAGCUCAUUUUCAGGGCAAAUUUAAGGAUGAGAGCUCAUCGUCAUGCCCUUUUUGUUCUGAAUCACAUUGGCCGUACCAUUGCCCUCAGUAUAAAUCAAAGACGCUACCACAACGCGUCGCUCUUGUAAAAAGACAUAGGUUAUGCUAUAACUGUUUUGGACCACAUCGAGCAGCUAAUUGUCGAAUGACAGUUCAUUGUAAGAAAUGUGCUGGUAAACAUCACGUGUCGCUUCAUCGUGGAAAUUUUGAUACUUCCAAUUUUAAGGUGAGUCUGUCGAAAUCUCAAAAAACAGAAAAGGUGGAUGAAUCUUCUGAAGUAGGUUCAGACGUAAAUUCAAAAAUAAAAGAAUCUCAAGUUCUUCAUGCCACUAGCCGAGAAAUAAUUAGUAGUCCAGGCGUGCUUUUGGCAACCGCUCUUGUUCUGGUUGAGUCUAGAAGUGGACAAUCGUCCAAAGCUAAGGUUUUAAUAGAUCAAGGAUCGGAAGUGUCCUUAAUUACUGAACGGUUAGCCCAACGUUUACAGUUGUCUCGGACAAAGUCUCAAAUUUUCCUGAUAGGAAUAGGCGGAAAGAAAUCGAAUAAAACUAAGGGUUUGACUUCUUUCCAAUUAAAGCCACAUUUUACUUCGACACUUGAAUUUCCAGUAACUGCUCAUAUUCUUCCAAAACUUACAGCUGCUGUACCGUCCUUUUCAGUUAAAGGGUUUUCAUGGCCUCACUUAAAUGGAUUACAAUUAGCAGAUCCCGAGUAUUUUGUACCUAGUACGAUUGACAUUAUCCUUGGAGCCGAUGUUUACUGCCAAAUAUUACAGGAAGGCGUUAUUAAAGGACCGCCUGGUUCUCCAAUUGCGCAGUCUACCGGAUUAGGUUGGAUCAUCUCUGGUCCUGUUUGCCCAAUGACAUCCUCAUUGAAAGUUCAUAGCUUCCAUAUAUCGGUCGAGGAUGAUCUCUAUGAGUUGAUCCAUAGAUUUUGGGAGCUUGAUGAAGUAGUUCCAGCAAAGGCGUCUAUUCUUUCGUCCGAAGAAUUAGCCUGUGAAGAGCAUUUUGUCUCCACCCAUUCGCGGAAUAAAGAUGGGAGAUGCAUAGUGAGGCUUCCCUUUUGUAAACCUGUUGAGCAGUUAGGCGACUCAAAGAAAAAGGCCACCCGCAUGAUGCUCAAGUUGUCUAAUAAACUUUCUGUUAAUUCUGAAUACCUAAAAUUGUAUUCCGACUUUCUCGAUGAAUACGAAACACUGAAGCAUAUGCGGAUUGUUUCUAAUGAUCUUCCCGAGCCAAAUCAUGCAUUUUAUCUUCCACAUCACGGAGUACUAAAGGAACAGAGUCUUACGACCAAAUUACGCGUGGUCUUCAACGGUUCUAGCGUUACCACUUCAGGCUUUUCGCUAAAUGACUUAUUGCAUACAGGAGCUAAAUUACAGACAGAGUUAUUCGAUGUUUUAAUUUGGUUCCGUCGAUUUAGAUACGUCUUUUCAUCUGACAUAGAAAAAAUGUAUCGCCAAAUUGAAGUUCACAAGGACGAUUGGAACUUUCAAAGAAUACUAUGGUUUGAUCGCUCACUCCAAUUAUGUACUUAUCAGUUAACCACCGUUACCUAUGGGUUGGCGUGUGCCCCCUUUUUAGCUUUGCGAACGAUUCAGCAACUAAUAGAUGAUGAGGGCCCACACUUUCCAUUAGCGACUCCCUGUUUACGAAAAGGAAGGUAUGUAGACGAUCUCUUUGGAGGAUCGGAUACAAUUGAAGAGACGCAAUCUAUUAUAAAUCAAGUAAAAAUGCUUUGUAUGGCGGGCGGCUUCAAAUUACAAAAAUGGUGCGCAAAUAAUCCAAACGUACUUCUCUCAGUUCCCAAAGAGGAACAAGUUUCUUCAUUAGCUAUUGACAUUAAUGAUGGAGCUUUCGUUCAUAUUUUAGGACUUCGGUGGCAACCAACAACUGAUACCUUUCAAUUCACGUUUGAUUAUCAAUUUGAUGGUGAGAUUACCAAGAGAAAGGCACUGUCGACAAUUGCUAAGCUAUUUGACCCCCUUGGUUUUUUGUCACCGAUCCUCAUCAAUGCUAAAAUCUUUAUCCAAGAAUUAUGGGCAAUUAAGGUAGGAUGGGAUGAUCCUUUGCCUCCUCACAUUGCCAAUCAGUGGCACAACUUUGUAGAUGAAUUACAAGAAAUACCACGGAUUACCUUCCCUCGAUGGAUAGGCCUUACUGGUGAAUGUCAAGUAGAUCUUCACGGAUUCUCAGAUGCCUCGCAAAAGGCUAUGGCGGCUGUAGUUUAUCUUCCUGAGUGGAGAUUUGUAUCGGGUCAAGACAACCCAGCGGAUGUAGCUACUCGAGGACUUACGCCCUCUCAACUACUAAACUGUCCUAGUUGGUGGAACGGUCCUCAUUGGCUAUCGCAAGCAAGUACAUCUUGGCCACAUGGUCCUAUACCCUCUUCUCAAGAAGGGAACCUUGAAGAAAGACCAGCGCAAACACAUUCAAUUCUAGCUAGUCCGGACAAGGAAUGGGACCUUCUUCUAAGAUAUUCCAAUUUAAUGAAAUUGUUCCGCAUUACGGCUAUCUGUCAACGUGCAGUUUCUAAGUUUCGAAAAAUUCCACUAAUGACCUUCUCACCAUCUCUCACAACAGAAGAGCUAAAUACUGCAAAAAUAUUCUGGGUAAAGGUCACUCAACAGCUGUUCUUCCCCACUGAGAUUAAGGUUCUCUCUAAGGGACAACAGAUUCCACGUUCAAGCCCUUUAAUACGACUUACUCCCUUUUUGGAUUCUUCUGGGCUGUUAAGAGUCGGCGGUCGCCUUCAAAAUUCGCUUCUUAAUGAAGCAGAGAAACACCCUCUUAUUCUACCAAACAAGUCAGCCUUGACUUCUCUCAUUAUAUCAGAUGCUCAUGUUCGAGCACUCCAUGGAGGUACACAAGUCACACUAUCUAUUAUUCGCAAAGAUUAUUGGCUUAUUGGAGGUAGAACCCCUGUACGAUCAUGGAUCCUCAAAUGUGUUCCCUGUGCCCGGUUUCGGCAAAAAAGAGCUCAACAACUAAUGGGGCAGCUUCCGUUAGAACGAAUCACGCCUUCACGGCCGUUUGCACACACCGGUGUUGAUUAUGCCGGUCCCUUUACAACGAAAACUUGGAAAGGAAAGAAUGCCCGCACCUAUAAAUCCUAUAUUGCUCUCUUCGUUUGUUUUGCCACGUCAGCCGUGCAUUUAGAGCUUGUAACGGAUUAUUCAGCCGAAGCUUUCAUCGCUGCCUACAAACGGUUCGUGUCAAGACGAGGAAUCUGCACGACGCUCACCAGUGAUUGUGGCACUACGCUCAAAGGAGCUGACGCUGAAUUACAAAGACUUUUCUCUACUACCACGCAAGAGUCAACUAAGUUAGCACGACUUCUAGCAAAUCAUGGUACCCAAUGGAAGUUUAACCCCCCUUCCGCUCCUCACUUUGGAGGGAAAUGGGAAGCAGGGGUUAAAUCAAUGAAACACCAUCUACUGAGGAUUGUUGGUAAUACUCUUUUAACCUAUGAGGAAAUGAGUACCUUAUUAGCUCAGGUUGAAGCAAUUCUUAAUUCUCGACCCUUGAGCCCAUUAAGCAAUGAUCCGGAUGAUCUUCUUGCUCUCACAUCAGGUCAUUUCCUCAUUAGUUAUGCACCGGUCACCAUUCCAGAACCUUCUCUUGAAUUGGUUAAGACUACCCAUUUAUUACGUUGGCAAUUGAUUCGCAAAAUGCUAGAGUCAUUCUGGAGCAGGUGGUCUCAAGAGUGUCUUCAAAGAUACUAUUCAAUGUCUAAGUGGAACAAUCAAGUUCCUUCGCUAAAUAUAGGAACGUUAGUUCUUAUUAUUGAUGAACGAUACCCCCCGUCAAAAUAG